Messenger RNA from Dentiscutata heterogama, 148 nucleotides. Lineage: Eukaryota; Fungi; Glomeromycota; Glomeromycetes; Diversisporales; Gigasporaceae. The record is from the annotation of a GenBank genome assembly.
UUUCCGAAAUCCCGAAGUCCUAAAUAUUCCAUAACCCGUAUAAAUGCCCGAUAUACUAUAAGUGCGACAACUGCAGUUUAUUACAUUUGUCCCCAUGAACAGUUAUCACGCAAUGCCGCAGCCUUAGGGUCGAAUUCUGAGGCUCACA